Messenger RNA from Trametes versicolor FP-101664 SS1, 423 nucleotides. RefSeq lists its product as uncharacterized. NCBI's taxonomy places the organism in Eukaryota, Fungi, Basidiomycota, Agaricomycetes, Polyporales, Polyporaceae. The coding region runs from base 1 to 423 and encodes 140 amino acids. The record is from RefSeq and is a predicted model, not a curated record. The transcript has a single exon.
AUGUCAGGGUUGGUGACUAUCAACGGUAUACAAGCGUAUACGUUGUUCGAUUCUGGUAGCACCACGGACUCGCUAUCACCGGAAUUCGCCCAUGUCGCAAAGGCCAAGCGCAUCAAAUUGGACACCCAGAUUGUACUACAACUGGGCUGUGCUGGGAGCCGCUCGAAGAUCAGUUACGGUACUCGAGUCCCGAUCGAAGUGUGCGGUGUCAAGGAGGACCGCUAUUUUGACAUCGUGAAUCUUGAUCGCUAUGACUGUAUCGUGGGCACGCCGUUCUUGAACGAGCACGGCGUCAGCCUGGAUUUCGCGACGCGGUCAUUCCGUAUCGGCACGAAUACGUUCCGCGCCUUUUCGUACGAUGACGAUAGGGAGUACCGUGCCAGACGGGGUACCGCGGACCGGAGUACUGCCAAGCCCAGCUGA